AUGAGCCACACUCUUGCCCUUGACAAUUCAAUCAUUCAUGACCUUCUAAUCAGCCUCUCUAGAGCAAACAUUGUGAGGUUUCAAAGAGACCUCGAAAACUCGCUCAUCGAAUUUUCGGCAGGCAGUGAGGGUAAAUUUCAACUAAACCCUGGUUUGUCAACCGACCCAAUGAUUAUCGUGACACCCGCGCCAGUGGAGAGUCCCAAUGGAAACACGGCUAAUCCACCACUGAACGGUAUCAUAGCCCUAUGCGAUUCACUAGGCCGCCCUAUAGGCCUUUUGAAUGCUGCAGAGGUAACCGGUUUCCGAACUACGCUGUGUGCUCUAAUCCCUUGGACAUGGCGACGCCACACCGAGAAUAUUGUGAUAUUUGGUGCUGGGAAGCAAGGUUUAUGGUACACCCGUCUUGCGCUCGCGUUGAGGGGCUCAGAAAUCAAGUCAGUGACGAUUAUCAACCGCUCCGUGGCCCGAGCCCAGUCUCUCGUAGCGCAAGUAACGGAAGAGAACCAGAAAUAUUGGAAAUCUUCGGCUACUUUGUUUAGCUUGGAUCCUUCUCAGCCCGACUAUAGCAAACGCUUGGCAACUGUCCUGUCGACAGCUGAUGCAGUGUUUUGCACGGUUGGAUCUACAAGCCCCUUGUUUUCUUUCCAAGGAGUUCUCAGAGGCACAAGAAGCAGGUCGCCAUUCAUUAGUGCUAUUGGUUCCUGGCAAUCCGACAUGAUGGAGCUGUACCCAGAGCUGCUUCGUUAUGCUGCUGGACGGCCCGACUCUUACAGCCCACGCGGGGCUAGUGGCUGCAUUAUCGUCGAUGAUGCCCAAGAGUGCCUAGUUAAGUCAGGAGAGGUUAUACAGUCUGGUCUAAAGGCAGAACAGAUGUUGCAGGUUGGAGAGAUCUUGAGCUGGCAGCAAGAGAAGUCGGGGUUGGAAGGCUAA
Molecule: messenger RNA, 933 nt
Organism: Fusarium odoratissimum NRRL 54006
Lineage: Eukaryota; Fungi; Ascomycota; Sordariomycetes; Hypocreales; Nectriaceae
Exons: 2
Coding region: 1-933 (310 amino acids)
Cellular component (GO): cytoplasm
Source: RefSeq, a predicted model, not a curated record